AUGGGUCAGCAGGGUCAACAAGGCCAAUGUUCUGGCAGACGGCGAGGUGCAGGUUCUAUUCAUCAACUCCCACAGUCAUUGCCAAUGAUGGAGCAACAAAUGCUUCCAAGGGGACGUGUCUACCGAUACCCUCCUCCUGGUUGCAACCUGCAAGGUAUUCCGCUGCCAGGAGUAACAGGAGGAACACCCAUUCAGGCUCUGGCUACAGCCCUUGCAAAUGCUCCUCCUGAACAACAGAGGACUAUGCUUGGUGAAGUUUUAUACCCGCCAGUAGAAAAGAUUGAACAUGGUGGAGCUGCAAAGGUUACUAGGAUGCUUUUGGAAAUGGAUCAGCCUGAGGUGUUUCAUCUGAUCGAGUCACCAGACGCUCUAAAGACUUAA
This is a messenger RNA of Vicia faba (fava bean), 381 nucleotides long. NCBI's taxonomy places the organism in Eukaryota, Viridiplantae, Streptophyta, Magnoliopsida, Fabales, Fabaceae. The record is from the annotation of a GenBank genome assembly.